AUGACCGCGCUCUUCAACUUCCAAUCUCUGCUCCUAGUCAUCAUCCUCCUCGUCUGCACCUCGACAUACGUACAUCAGAUCUUCCCCGCGAUCCUCGACCGGAACAAGGAUGGCAUAAUGGGCAUCUUCUGGAAGUGCGCGAGGAUAGGCGAGCGGUUAAGUCCGUAUGUUAGCAUAUGUUGUGUUCUCAUGGCGGUACAAGGAAGUGACAGCCACAGCCCCGACGACAGGAGGAUCGAUUUCUUGCGGAAGGCAGGCAGGACAACAGGGGUGGCGGACUUUGAUUUGAAGGGAUCGUCAACGACGAAGCAGCCGGGCGACAAUGAAGAUACGACGGGCAAAACAGAAGACGAAGAUCGGAUAUGCUCGAGGAUACCGGUACUUUACGAUCGACUAUCGAAGCCCGCAACUCACCACAUCCGGCCCAUCACCCUCGGCAAGUCGUGA
Molecule: messenger RNA, 447 nt
Organism: Sordaria macrospora k-hell
Lineage: Eukaryota; Fungi; Ascomycota; Sordariomycetes; Sordariales; Sordariaceae
Biological process (GO): protein secretion; intracellular transport
Source: RefSeq, a predicted model, not a curated record